This is a messenger RNA of Castor canadensis (American beaver), 895 nucleotides long. NCBI's taxonomy places the organism in Eukaryota, Metazoa, Chordata, Mammalia, Rodentia, Castoridae. The record is from RefSeq and is a predicted model, not a curated record.
GGAUUCUGAUGGCACUGUUACCAUAGAGGAGCAGAUUGUCCUUGUUAUGAAAGCUAAAGUGCAAUGUGAACUCAACAUCACAGCUCAGCUCCAGGAUGGAGAAGGUAAUUGCUUUCCAGAAUGGGAUGGACUCAUAUGUUGGCCCAGAGGGACAGUGGGGAAAAUAUCAGCCGUACCAUGCCCUCCUUACAUUUAUGACUUCAAUCAUAAAGGAGUUGCUUUCCGAUAUUGUACCCCAAAUGGAACAUGGGAUUUUAUUCACAACUCAAAUAAAACAGGGGCUAAUUAUUCAGACUGCUUUCUGCAUCCAGAUAUCAGCAUAGGAAAGCAAGAAUUCUUUGACAGCCUCUAUGUCUUGUACACGAUUGGCUACUCCAUCUCCUUGGGCUCUUUGGCCAUGGCCGUUCUCAUCCUUGGCUACUUCAGACGAUUGCACUGCACUAGGAACUACAUCCACCUGCACUUAUUUGUGUCUUUCAUGCUGAGAGCUGUCAGCAUCUUUGUCAAGGACAGGGUAGCACAGGCUCACCUGGGAAUUGAGGAGCUGCAGUCCCUGGUAAUGCAGGGUGACCUACAGAAUUCCAUCAGACCACCUUCUGUGGACAAAUCACAAUAUAUCGGGUGCAAGAUUGCUGUUGUGAUGUUUAUUUACUUCUUGGCUACAAAUUAUUAUUGGAUCCUGGUAGAAGGUCUCUACCUGCAUAAUUUAAUCUUUGUGUCUUUUUUUUCGGACACCAAAUACCUGUGGGGCUUCAUCUUGAUAGGAUGGGGGUUUCCAGUGGUAUUUGUUGUGACCUGGGCUGUGGUACGAGCAACUGUAGCUGAUGCUAGGUGCUGGGAACUUAGUGCUGGAGACAGGUGGAUUUAUCAAGCCCCAAUCUUAGCAGCUAUUGGG